This is a messenger RNA of Plectropomus leopardus (leopard coralgrouper), 1358 nucleotides long. NCBI's taxonomy places the organism in Eukaryota, Metazoa, Chordata, Actinopteri, Perciformes, Serranidae. The record is from RefSeq and is a predicted model, not a curated record.
ACAGCCAGGCAGGUUAUCAAAGGGUUUAGAAAAGGUUUAGGGAACGUUUCGUCGCUUCACAGUUUGGAAAAACUUCAAUGGAGGAAGUUAACGGAGAUAACCGCGACGGUGUGCUACAGCGGAGAGUGGAGGAUAUCGUGAGUCAACAUAUGGCAGACAUUGCUGUGGAAAGCCUCCGGCAGAGGCUGGCAGCUGUGACCGAGGAGGUGAAAAGUCUGGCCGAACAUGUCUCCAGACGCUCCGGAGGGGAGGAGAUGAAAGAGGAGUCGCAGCGAGGAGCCGUGAGCUUCGGCGUAGAGCCGCCGCUGUCCUCCGCCUGCAGCUCCACAUCCACAGAGACGGCUGCUCAGCGGAAGAUCAUCGCCCUGCUGGUGGAGAUCAAAGAGGAGCAGCAGAGGCAGUGGGUGGUGCUGAGGGACCUUCAGGCACAACUCCAGAGUCAGACCAGCUACGAGGAGGAGGAUGUGGAUGCUCUGGACUUGGAUCUCCCCCUGAUGACCCUGGAGCAGCUGGAGGAGAUGGAGAGACAGCUGGAUGAUGAAGGAGUACAGAAGAGGAUGGUGUCUUAUUUGUCGCGGAUGGGCGGGGCCACGGUUGACGAUGCAGUGAGACGUCUGAUGCGGGCUGUGAUUUCAUUCGCUGUUGGUGCUGAGUUUAACUGGGUGGGCCGCGGGCAGAAGAGGAGCUUCGGGAAGACUCGCCUCCAAGGGGUCCUUUUCCGUGCUCUGAAGCGAACACCAGUGGGUAAAGAGGCCACGCAUCACCAGUUCGCCGGUGUGGUGAAGAAAUGGCUGCGGUUUGCUCCGUUCAGACAGGGAGGGACCGGCCGGCGCUGCUACAACCCGCCUGUUGAGUUUUCUCAUUCUGUUGAGUUUCGAAAUUCUGAGGAAAAAGACAGUUUUGAUCAAAGCUGCACACAAUGACCCAAUUUCUGUCUCUCAUUAGGUAUCUCCAGAUACUGAAACAGGAGCGUUUCCACUCUGAAUGAUAUCCACGGGUAAAUAUCCACGUGAAAAGAAAACACUGCAUGAAUAGGCUGCUGUUCUAAAAGCGAUAUUGGUAUUUUUUCAAGACCCCUGCUCACUGUAAAUAAACAGAGGGACACUUUCUGUUUCAGUGAGCUGUGUUCUAGAAAUCAAGUCUGUCAGUGCUGUGCCUUUCAUAUAAAAAUGUAAAUAUUUGAUGAGAAUGCAGGCUCUUUUUUUUUUUUUAGAUAUUCUCCAGUGCAGUGUUAGUUGUCUGUGAGAGGAUAUACUGUGUGUUAGGAUGAAACCAUCCACUGUAUGAAUCUUCCUUUAUGUCAAAGCAUUGUUUCACUUUAUGUACACAAAUAAUAUUUUCUCCCUUUUUUAUUGUCU